Alosa alosa (allis shad) is the source of this 1877-nucleotide messenger RNA. RefSeq names its product zinc finger protein 239-like. The transcript has 2 exons. Gene Ontology annotation, molecular function: DNA-binding transcription factor activity; RNA polymerase II cis-regulatory region sequence-specific DNA binding. The record is from RefSeq and is a predicted model, not a curated record. NCBI's taxonomy places the organism in Eukaryota, Metazoa, Chordata, Actinopteri, Clupeiformes, Clupeidae. Gene Ontology annotation, biological process: regulation of transcription by RNA polymerase II.
ACCUUAUGAAUCAUCAGGAAUUGACAUGAGUUCAGAGUCUCUCAUGAGCUCAUGCAUGAACAACACAUCAACUUAAGCAAAGUUUAAGGUCGAUACAUCAUUCUGAUUUGAUUUAUUAAGCAUGAUCAUCAUGAUUACAUGCAUUUAAGGUUGAUCACGAGAUGCCAGAUGACGAAAGAUGGCAGCUUUUUUGUAGGCGAACUUCAGAGGUCUAUAGCCACAGAUAUUUUCUAAGUGUUAUUAGCGAUAUUGGUUCAAGAAGUUCAUUUUUGUGAAGAUAAACAUGGUUUCGUGUCUUAUUCAUAACACCAGAUCAACAGAUCGUGUGUGGAGCAGCGGAGGCUCGUUUAUGUGUAUGGGGUGGCGAUAUUGUUAGACACAAUAACAGUUGUCUCUGUGAUGGAUCCAAAUAAGCCAAGUAGGCCUAGCCAUAAGCAAUACGUCACAGCUGUUUUUUUCAUGUAUUUUAUUUAAAACGAAAAAGGAUCUUGAAUGGCAGCCUGUUGUUUUUUGUGUUGUUCUGACUAUAGAAAACUUUGAAUGGGAUCAUCUUUGGUCCGUUGGAAACAUGGAUCUCGGACUUUCAUAUAGUUUUGGCUGUAACGUUACUGACGCGCGUCAGCUUGACCAACUGAUGAUGGUGAAAGAAGAAGAUAUAAAAGAGGAGGAGUAUGGUCAUAUGAUAUCAUGUCCAGAUGAAGAUGAAAAGCCCUUUGCAGAGCUUCACUGUAAAACUGAAACGGACGUCACAGAGUCCAACGUUACUGACAAUGAAACACACCAGAACCGCGGAGAUUGAAGUGAAGAUUGAAGAUGAUGAACAAGAACACGAUUAUCUGCUGGGAAGUGUGUCUGAACACCCACAUGUAACGCAACAGGAGAUCCAGGGACAGAACGAUGAACUCAACCUGCAACUCAAAGGAAGGCUGCACCACUGCACGGUCUGCAGGAAGAGUUUCACGGUCCUGAGAGAACUCAAGAAACACCAGCAAACACACUCUGUUAGUGUGAAUGAAAAUCAGAACACUGGUAGCAAAAGGCGACAUGAAUGUGCCCAGUGUGGGAAAAUAUUCUUAAAAGUUUCAACUCUUAAAACCCAUAUUUUAACUCACACGGGAGAGAAGCCUCAUAAAUGCAUCCAGUGUGGAAAAUCGUAUUCACGCGUUUGGUGUCUUAAAACCCACAUGCUAAUACACACUGGUGACAAGCCUUAUACAUGUGACCAAUGUGGAAAAGCUUUUACAACAUCCACACAUCUUAAACACCACAUGCUCACACACUCUGGAGAAAAGCCUCAUAAAUGUGACCAAUGUGGAAGAACAUUUUCACACCGAUCAAAUCUUAAUAUCCAUAUGAUGACGCACAGUGGAGAGAAGCUUCAUAUAUGUGCUCACUGUGGAAAAGCAUUUUCACAAAUUGCACAUCUUAAAACCCACAUACUAAUACACACUGGAGAGAAGCCCUAUAAAUAUGCCCAUUGUGGAAAAGCUUUUACAACAUCCACACAGCUUAAACUGCACAUUCUCACACACUCUGGAGAAAAGCCUCAUAAAUGUGACCAAUGUGGAAGAACUUUUUCACACCGUUCAAAUCUUAAUGCCCAUAUGACGAUGCACACUGGAGAGAAGCCUCACAUAUGUGUCCAGUGUGGAAAAGGUUUUGCAAGAAUUUCAAAUCUUAAAAGCCAUUUUUUAACUCAUACCGGAGAGAAACGUCAUAAGUGUAACCAAUGUGGGAAAGCUUUUUCACAAAAUUCAGCUCUUAAAAAACAUAGUUUAACUCAUACCGGAGAGAAACCUCAUAUAUGUAUCUAGUGUGGAAAAGCUUUUGCACGAAUUCCGUAUCUUACUUGUACACACUGGAGUGAAGCCUUAUAA